CAACUUUAGAUUCACUGCAGAAUUAUUUCAUCUGUUCAAAAUGGCUGUGCAGUCGCUUGUCAGUAAAAAGAAGAAAAGUUUUAUUGGUUUACCAGCUCCGCUCGGAUAUGUUCCAGGCUUAGGACGUGGUGCGACUGGAUUUACUACUCGUUCUGAUAUCGGUCCAGCUCGAGAUGCAGAUGACAUUUCCGAUGAUCGACAUGCACCACCCAAUAAAAAGAAGAAAGAUGAUAAAGAUGAUGAUGAUGAUGAAGAUUUGAAUGAUGCAAAUUAUGAUGAGUUUGCUGGUUAUGGCGGCAGUUUAUGCAGCAAAGAUCCAUACGAUAAAGAUGAUGAAGAAGCAGAUGCAAUAUACGAUGCGAUCGAUAAAAGGAUGGAUGAGAAACGGAAAGAGCGGCGUGAGCAAAAACUGCGUGCUGAAUUGGAGCGGUACCGUCAGGAGCGACCCAAGAUCCAACAGCAGUUCUCUGAUCUCAAGAGGGAAUUGGCCAGUGUUAGCUACGAUGACUGGAUGAAUCUACCUGAAGUUGGUGAUGCUAGAAACAAACGACAGCGAAACCCAAGAGCAGACAAGUUUACACCAUUACCGGACAGUUUAUUAGCAGAUGCUGCAUCCUCUACGACAUCAAACACAUCAGUUGAUGCUAUGCAACAGCAAUAUGCCGGCCUUGACACACCAUUUAGUGAUGCCAUGUCACCAGGCUUUUCAACUCCUAGCGGUGACAUUGAUAUGAAGAAAAUCGGUCAAGCCCGUAACACCCUGAUGGACAUUAAACUAACCCAGGUAUCAGAUUCAGUGAGUGGUCAGACUGUCGUUGACCCCAAAGGUUACUUAACCGACCUCCAGUCUAUGCUACCCUCUCAUGGUGGAGAUAUCAAUGAUGUUAAGAAAGCUCGGCUGCUGCUAAAAUCUGUCAGAGAGACAAACCCCAAGCAUCCACCAGCAUGGAUUGCCUCAGCACGUUUGGAAGAAGUUACUGGAAAAGUGCAGGCAGCCAGGAAUCUUAUCAUGAAAGGAUGUGAAGAAUGUCCCAAGAGUGAAGAUGUAUGGUUAGAAGCUGCCAGACUAAUGCCUGGUGACCAAGCGAAGGCCGUAGUGGCUCAAGCAGUUCGUCAGUUGCCCCUGUCUGUCAGACUUUUCAUUAAGGCUUCAGAUCUGGAAACUGAAUUAAAAGCUAAGAAGAGAGUUUUUAGGAAAGCUUUGGAACAAAUUCCAAAUUCUGUCCGUCUUUGGAAGGCUGCAGUGGAGCUUGAAGAUGUUGAUGAUGCACGUAUUAUGUUGAGUCGAGCUGUUGAAUGUUGCCCCACCAGCGUUGAACUGUGGUUGGCUCUCGCUCGGCUGGAAACUUAUGAGAAUGCCCGUAAAGUGUUGAAUAAAGCACGUGAAAAUAUCCCAACGGACAGACAAAUCUGGAUUACUGCAGCAAAACUAGAAGAAGCCCAGGGGAAUGAACACAUGGUGGAGAAAAUUGUUGACAGAGCACUUCACUCCCUGAAAGCCAACAUGGUGGAGAUCAACAGAGAACAGUGGAUCAAAGAUGCUGAGGACUGUGAGAAGGCCAACAGCAUCCACACAUGUCAGGCAAUUGUCCGUGCUGUGAUUGGAGUCAAUGUUGAGGAAGAGGACAGAAAACACACAUGGAUGGAAGAUGCUGAGUCAUGUGCAUUACAUAACGCAUAUGAGUGUGCCAGAGCUAUCUAUUCCCAUGCUUUGGCUGUGUUCCCCAGUAAGAAAAGUAUCUGGCUAAGAGCAGCGUAUUUUGAGAAGAACCAUGGAUCAAGAGAGUCGUUAGAGGUCCUGUUGCAAAGGGCAGUUGCUCAUUGUCCCAAAGCAGAAGUACUCUGGCUCAUGGGAGCCAAAUCAAAGUGGCUUGCAGGUGAUGUGCCAGCUGCACGAAGUAUCUUGGCUCUGGCAUUUCAGGCCAACCCAAACAGUGAAGAAAUCUGGUUGGCUGCCGUCAAACUGGAGAGUGAAAACAAUGAAUAUGAACGUGCUCGGCGUUUGCUACAGAAGGCUCGUGCCAGUGCACCAACACCUCGGGUGAUGAUGAAGUCAGUGAAGCUGGAAUGGUGUCUUGGAGAGAUUGACAAUGCCAAGCUAUUGCUGGAAGAAGCUGUCAAACACUACCCUGACUUUGCUAAGUUGUGGAUGAUGAAAGGUCAAAUUGAGGAACAGCGGGGUAACAUAAAUAUUGCCAGAGAGGCUUACAACCAAGGGUUAAAGAAAUGCCCAAAUGCCAUACCGCUUUGGUUGUUACUGUCUCGACUGGAGGAAAAAGCCGGUCAGCUGAUUAAAGCCCGUUCCAUCCUGGAGAAGGCCAGAUUAAAGAAUUCUCAUUCACCAGAUUUAUGGUUGGAAGCAAUCCGUGUUGAGAACCGUGCCUCCCUAAAGAACAUAGCGCAGACUCUUAUGGCUAAAGCCAAACAAGACUGUACAAGUGCAGGAAUCCUGUGGGCAGAGUCCAUCUUCAUGGAACCUCGUCCCCAGCGGAAAACCAAUUCUGUCGACGCCCUCAAAAGAUGUGAACAUGACCCUCAUGUCUUGCUUGCUGUCUCCAAGUUGUUUUGGACAGAACGAAGAAUCACAAAAGCUAGAGAAUGGUUCAACAGAACAGUAAAGAUCGACCCUGAUCUAGGCGAUGCCUGGGCUUAUUUCUAUAAAUUUGAAUCCAUCCAUGGCACUGAGGAUCAGAAAGAAGAUGUCAAGAAACGGUGUAUCAAUGCUGAGCCUCGUCAUGGUGAACAAUGGUGUAAGGUAUCGAAAGACAUUGCUAAUUGGCGCCUGAAAACCUCAGAGGUGUUAUUGCUGACCAGUGGUGCAAUUCCUAUCCCCAACUGAUACUUACAGACAUCAUACAAGCAGAUUUUAUUUUUUCUGCUAAAUGGAUAGAAUCUAUCAAUACAUUCACUUUCUCUCAACAACUAGAAAUAUUAAAUCCAUUAUUCCAACAUAUUGAUAUGUUACUUCAUCUGCCCCCGUUCCUUUUCACCCGGCCACUACUCUCUCAUAGGGAUCACAUGGAUGGGAGUCAGCUGUGGCUUUCAUGUAUACUUCUGGUGUUCCAGAAAUUCCAUUCAAUGGUUGAAAGUUCAUUCUGUAAAUAAAUUUUAUCAUACUUCAGGAAAGAUUAAAGUCAAUGUAUUUAAGAUGGA
Molecule: messenger RNA, 3153 nt
Organism: Octopus sinensis (East Asian common octopus)
Lineage: Eukaryota; Metazoa; Mollusca; Cephalopoda; Octopoda; Octopodidae
Product: pre-mRNA-processing factor 6
Exons: 25
Coding region: 41-2839 (932 amino acids)
Biological process (GO): spliceosomal tri-snRNP complex assembly; mRNA splicing, via spliceosome
Cellular component (GO): U4/U6 x U5 tri-snRNP complex; catalytic step 2 spliceosome
Molecular function (GO): protein binding
Source: RefSeq, a predicted model, not a curated record